AUGGCAUACUCAAUAUCGCCUGUCGAAGCCCAGGACGUGGAUUUGCUCGUGCGAAAAGUCGAAUUCCCUGCACACCAAGACAGCCUACUCUAUCGCUUAAUGUUUCCACACCCAAAGGAGCAACAGUGGGAGCUGAGAGAAGACGAAAUCAGAUGGACGAUUGAUGGGCUUCUUGAGACAGUUUAUCAAGAGGACGAAGCUCUGUACAAGGCGUGCGGAGAAGAUGGGUUGCCUGUUGGGCUGAUAGGCUGGACUUCACAGGGAGCGAAAGGUGGGGAUUGCAUUCACAGUGGCCCAGAAUUUCGUGGCUUGGUAUCUCAAAACGGCUCAGAGAAGAGAGACAAAGAGUCCUCCGGGGUUACGAAGGCAAUGGGAUAUGCCGUAAGCCAUCAGUCAACCUGGAUUUCCUCGCGUCUUGCUCAUCUGUCUCCGUUAGGAAUCACUUUCAUGGCCGUGGAUCCUAAUCAUCAACGUCAAGGCGUUGGGUCUACGCUCAUGAAGAGUUUCUGUGCCUAUGUUGAUCGAAAUGCACUAGACGCGUUUGUUUUGUCCUCGCCUGCUGGUAUUCGACUAUACUCCAGGUUCGGAUUCAGAGCAGUCGGUGUUGUUGAAACAGAGCAUGGAAACUUCACUAGCAUGCUGAGGACUUCAGGCUUAGUCUCGGGUAAAACAUCAAGUUGCCCGCGUGAACAGUAG
Molecule: messenger RNA, 696 nt
Organism: Microsporum canis CBS 113480
Lineage: Eukaryota; Fungi; Ascomycota; Eurotiomycetes; Onygenales; Arthrodermataceae
Exons: 2
Coding region: 1-696 (231 amino acids)
Molecular function (GO): acyltransferase activity, transferring groups other than amino-acyl groups
Source: RefSeq, a predicted model, not a curated record